AUGGCUACAACAACUGCAAUAACAACAACAGAAAGGAUAGCAGCAACUAUAGGGGCGUUAGCAUCAAUUGCCGACGACGAUUUACUAAUGGGUGGCAAUCACAGCAGUAAUGCCAGCAUUUUCAAUCUCGACGUCGACUAUACGCCCGUAGCCCAGCGCCCAGAAACCUUCAUUGUGAGUGCACUCUUUGCACUCAUAUUUGUGGUUGGGGUGUUGGGCAACGGUACAUUGGUUGUUAUCUUUUGCCGACAUCGUUCCAUGCGUAACAUACCGAACACCUACAUUCUAUCUCUUGCGAUGGCCGAUUUGCUUGUCAUACUGGUUUGUGUGCCGGUAGCCUCAGUUGUCUACACGCAGGACAGUUGGCCCUAUGGACGUGCUGUUUGCCGUAUCAGUGAAUGCUUUAAGGAUAUAUCAAUAGGCGUAUCGGUAUUCACAUUGACGGCAUUAUCAGCCGAUCGGUAUUGUGCCAUUGUCAAUCCAUUGCGCAAACUACAGACCAAGCCUUUGACGGUUUUUACGGCUCUGAUGAUAUGGUUGGUUGCCAUUUUGUUGGCCAUGCCAUCCUUUGUGGUUUCCGACUUGCAGGAAUAUGUCCUAAACGAUGCGCAGAACCUAACGAUUCAGGUGUGCACGCCAUUUGGUAAAAAUCGCACGAAUGUGGAGCUUUAUUCCAAAUACACGGUCGUGGCCAAGUCAUUAAUCUACUAUCUGGUGCCACUCUCCAUCAUUUCGGUGUUGUAUUUCCUAAUGGCCAGAUGACUACAAAUUAGUGCUCGAGAAAUGCCGGGCGUCAAGUUGAGUGUUCAGAGUCACGCUCAGGCACGAGCUCGUCGUCAUGUUGCACGCCUGGUGGUAGCUUUUGUCAUAGUUUUCUUUGCGUGCUUCUUUCCUUAUCACUUUUAUGAAUUGUGGUUCCACCUGCACCCCACGGCCAAGGAAGAUUUUGACGAUUUCUGGAACAUUGUACGCAUCGUUGGUUUUUGCGCCAUCUUUUUGCAUUCCUGCAUAAAUCCGGUCACUCUGUAUUGCGUUUCUGGAGUUUUUCGUGCCCACUUUAAUCGCUAUCUCUGCUGUUUGUUUAUCUCAAGUCAACCGAGUGGAAUGCGUCACUAUUCAAAUGGCUCGGGGAUGUUCGAUACCAGCGUGGUUAGCUCAUUCCGACGCUCCACUUAUCGCUCCUCUUUGUAUAUAAAUAACUUGACCAGUGUGGAGGCAGAUCCCCUCAAACGGACUGCAAUGUUGAAGGCAGCAGGCAAAAAGUGCAGCAUUGCCAGCUCCUCCUCGAGGUUAGGGGGCAAUGGACGGUGCUUCGAAUCAACUCCCGAUUGCAGUAGCACGCUCGGACCAUCGACCAGAUGA
Molecule: messenger RNA, 1362 nt
Organism: Scaptodrosophila lebanonensis
Lineage: Eukaryota; Metazoa; Arthropoda; Insecta; Diptera; Drosophilidae
Product: neuropeptide CCHamide-2 receptor-like
Exons: 5
Biological process (GO): G protein-coupled receptor signaling pathway
Cellular component (GO): membrane
Molecular function (GO): G protein-coupled peptide receptor activity
Source: RefSeq, a predicted model, not a curated record